CUUCUGUCCUCUUGGGGUCACCCAGAUCUCCCAUGGGUGCUGGGAUGGGUGUGGGUGCAGCUGGGUGUGGGUGGACACCAGGGACGUGCUGGGCAUGGGGACACCCUGGGCAUGGGCACACAGCAAGCUUGGGGACACCCCGUGGUGCACCCUAGGCAUGGGGACACCCUGGAUACUGUCAUGGGUGCUCCCAGGUCCCCGCUGUGCCACCCAUGGGUGCAGCCUGCAGGCUCCAUGACCCUCCUUGUGCCAAGACCCCCCAGGGACAUCGCUGGGGACCGUCACAGGCGGUGUCACCUCUGGCCAAGCCCCAGGAUGUGGGGAGGAAGCUGUGGGUGCUCGCGGGCCCCUCUGAGGCCCAUCCCCAAGGCAGGGGUGCAUCCGGGCCCCCCCCUUCCUCAUGCAUUAUCAGUGGGGACACCCGUGGGGAGAGCUCAGCAGUGCCGCGGGGACGAUGUACGGCAACAUCGAGCCCAGCCAGCCCAGGGAAGGGCAAAAAUGGGUGCUGGGGCCUGGCGGCAAGGAAGCCUGCAGCGACCCAUGCCCCAUGGAGGAGAACCCAUAUGAGCCCCUCGACCCCCCCAUCACCGUGCCAAGCCGCAAGCACCUCCCUGACCCCCCAGGUGAGCCCAUCCCUGUUGGGACGAGGCUGUGCAGCCCGAAUCGGGGCCCUGCAGCCCCGUUGGGACUGAUCGUCACCCACUCACCCUCCCCAGCGCACCCGUGCUGCUCCCAGGAGAGGCUGGUGCUGGUGGGUGCCGCGGCCCUGGGGAUCUCGGUGCUGCUCAAUGUGCUCCUCCUCGCCCUUGGCUCACGGCGCAUCGCAGCCCUGACGGUGGCCCUGGACGAAGCGGAGAUGGCGAAGCAGCCGCCGAACGUGGGUGUGUGGCUGUGCCGCGUCCCCCCCUCCCCAUUUCCACGGUGUCACUGUCCCAGGGCCCCAUGCACCCUCCCCCCCAUCACCGUCCCCCUCUCCACAGCCUCCGCGCCCUUCCUGCUGUACAACGAAGCGCACAACAAGUGCGUGGAAGCGCGCGGGCGGCAGCUGAUGGCGGCGACAUGCCAGCCCAAGGCGGCGGCGCAACGCUUCCAGUGGCUCCAUGGGGACCGGCUGCGAAGCGCGGCGGGGUCCCGCUCGUGUGUGACGGCGGCCAGGGGGCAAAACCUGUCCACAGUGUGGCUGCAGCCGUGCCGGGAGGACGGCAGGCUGCAGCGCUGGGAGUGCCGCGACGGUGCGCUGCUGGCGCUGGCCGGCCACGAUCUCUAUUUCAAUUACGGCAACAACCAGAAGCACACCGUGAUGCUCUUCAUUGGGGACCGCGAGUGGAGCCGCUGGGUCGCCCACGGCAGCAAGGACAACAUCUGCUCACGCUCCAGUUGCCCCCCUUGCUCCAGAGGCUGGACCUAUUUCGAGGACUCGUGCUAUUUCCACUCUGCGACGACGAGCACCUGGGAGACGGCGCAGCGCUUCUGCUCGACCCUGGGCACGCGGCUCCUGGAGGUGGACAGCCCCGAGGAGCGAACUUACAUCCAGACCAUUCUGCAAGACUCCUCCUGGCUGGGCAUCACGGAUAAAGAGGUCGAGGGCACCUGGAAGCGAGCAGAUGGGACCAUCCUGCCCAGGGAACAAAGCUCGUGGCACAGGAACGAGCCCAACGGCGGGCAGCAGGAGAAUUGCGCGGUGGUCCGCACGGACGGCACGUGGUUCGACUACCCCUGCACGAGCCAGCUCCCCUGGGUGUGCGAGGGGCAGCCCUGAGCCUGCGGGGGGCACCUCGAGGGUCCCCCAGUCCUCGUCACUCCCCCUGCUCCGGGCUCCCCAAAGCCCAUCUCCGCUUGCCACAUCUGACCUGCAGCACUGCAGCACGCAGCUUCGGCCUCCAGCACCUCCACUCUGGGUCCCAGAAGGAGGCUCCGGGCAAGAUUCGGUGUUGGGGGCGCACCAGGGGUCCCUGUGGGACAAUAAACGGGUGUGCAGA
Molecule: messenger RNA, 1979 nt
Organism: Cygnus olor (mute swan)
Lineage: Eukaryota; Metazoa; Chordata; Aves; Anseriformes; Anatidae
Product: macrophage mannose receptor 1-like
Exons: 6
Coding region: 401-1759 (452 amino acids)
Source: RefSeq, a predicted model, not a curated record